CUGUAAAACAAAAUCCAAUCACGUCGUCUGUCUAUGGGCGAUCUGUGCCGCUGGCCGCAGCCAUCGCCGGCGACGAGCUCCCAGGUGGUGACGUCCAGGCAGGACCGGUUGGCCACUCGAAGGGCAUCGUACGGCGUCGGCGGCGGUGGAUCGAUCGCGGCUGGAUCAACCGGAGAUUGUGUUCGCCGCCCGCAAGCCGUUCGACAAAAUGCGCGAGCUGUGCAUGACCGCGCGACGACAGCGCCUCAAAGAGGGUUUUCGUUCGAUUGCACCGGAUCACCGGCGGGAACAAACAGCGACGCGGAUCAAGGACACGCGCGUGCCUCCUUGGUGCUGGUUCGCCGGUGCUGCUUCUACUUUAGCUGGCUGGUUCGGUGGCGCAGGCACGCCCCCGCUGCGGCCGGCCGGCCGGCUGCUAUGGGGGUGAUCAGCAUGUCACAUGGGGGCCGCGUCAUCGAUUCGACUUCAUCAUGCGAGGCUCACAGGUUCAUGUGGCACAGUCUGCAACUGGUCGCCGAUCUAUAAAAUACAGAAGAAGUAUGUUGCUGUGUCGAAAAGAACAAGGCAUUGUCCUUCCAGAGUUAGGCACCUUAGAAAUAGAAA
Molecule: messenger RNA, 603 nt
Organism: Lolium perenne
Lineage: Eukaryota; Viridiplantae; Streptophyta; Magnoliopsida; Poales; Poaceae
Source: RefSeq, a predicted model, not a curated record